GACGCACGGCUCAAACGCACAGAAACAGCUGGGGAUGGAGCUCUGACGGCGGUACACCUCUCUACCCCUAUCCGCUCAUAGACGCACCAGCAUCGGCCAAGGAUGUGAAAAUACACCGCUCCUCUACUGGAUCAUAGCUGAAUGAAAUAUAUUUUUUGGAGAAGACGACGCAAAACAUCACAAAAUGGACGCUAUUUUGGAGAGUUUAGCGGCAGAUAAACUGUAUCCAUCCGUGAGCAGCAACCUGUUGGACCUGGAAGAACUCGAUGGAGAUUUUCUGUCAAACGUGCCGUUCUCUGGAGAUCAGAUGGAGGACUUCAGCAGUGACCUCUUCAACAGUUUCUUCGACGAUAAUUUUUUAGAGCGGCCAUCUUUAAAUGACCGACCCUCAAUGUUACAUCUAGAACUGGACACAAACCCAGAUAUUCAAGCUGAGCACAGCUACUCUGUGAGUGAAGACUCCGCCCCCCAGAGCCCUGCCCUGUCAAUCACCCAGGACCACGAGGCGGAGUUUGAGUGGAGUUUUAACCAGGACUUGUCGGCCAUUUUGGUGAAGCAGGAGGAGCCAGAUCUGACCCAGUCUAUGGACACAGAGACUACAGAGGACACAGAGAACUUUCAAAACAGAGCCACACUUUGGCAACAUUCGGAGCACAGUGCAGAAGAUGUCAAACCUGUGUCGAUUAAAGAUGAACCCAGAGAGAUGGGGCAGUAUCUCAGUAUGAGCAGUGAUGAGUCGCUGCAGCUUCCUCCAACCCCCCCAAGCAGUAACCACGGUGACAGUGAUGGGUCCUUGCCCCCCUCCUCGCCCCCCCCUCAAAGACCAGGGCGAGCCACGGGAGCUUCGGCUGCGAUAUCCACCUCUCCUCUGCUCACAGCCCCACACAAGUUGCAGGGCUCCGGUCCAUUGAUGCUGACCGAGGAGGAGAAGAGGACUUUGGUGGCAGAGGGUUAUCCAGUCCCCAUCAAACUGCCUCUCACCAAGAGCGAAGAGAAAGCACUGAAGAGAGUACGACGCAAGAUCAAAAACAAGAUCUCAGCUCAAGAAAGUCGAAGGAAGAAGAAGGAGUAUGUGGAAUGUCUGGAGAAAAAGGUGGAAAACUACACGUCAGAAAAUGGAGAUUUAUGGAGAAAAGUAGAAAAUCUUGAGACUGCAAACAGGUCGCUCUUACAGCAGCUGCAGAAGCUCCAGUCUCUGAUCUCGGGGAAGGUGGUCCCUCGCUCCUGUAAAAUUGCCUCCACUCAGACCGGGACCUGCCUCAUGAUGGUGGCGCUGUGCUUCGUCCUGGUCCUAGGCUCCUUCUCUCCCUGCUCGUCUCCUCUCUCCUUGCUUCCUCUCUCCUCCUCCUCUUCAUCGCAGCCUUCAUCUGCACAGCUGCAGUCAGCAGAACUUUACACUACCAGCCACGUGCGUUCGCGCAGCCUCCUCUUCUUCAGUGAGGAGGACCCAGACACAGAGCCUCAAACAUCGGCUCAAGUCCAACUGUCCAGAACCAUCUCAGAGAACAGGACAGACCGGACACAAGCGCUACACAGAGAUCCUAAAGAAGAGGCCCCUGAUGUUUUCUGACAGACAGCUCUCCUCCCUCCUCAGGCAACCUCUCAACUUUGACCUCUGAAACUUUUCUCAUCAUCUCAGUUAACGCUUUACUUCUACUGCCAUCUACUGGACACCUGCCAGUUCUACAUCUGAUCUUAUCCAUUCAACAGCCAGCUCAUUUUUAUUAUCUGGUAAAACUUGACAUGAAAGGGCCAAGCAACUAGUAUUUUAAAUUGUAGUGAUUAGACUUUUCAAUACGUUUAUUUUAGGGCUACAGCAAAUUAGCCUGGCUAGUUAUCGACUUUCUUAUACAUUUUUAGAUACCAACGUCAUAUUUUAAUUGGCUUAUUAAUUGGUAAAAUUGUAUCCAGUCAAUUAUAAUGAUUUGUUUCAUUGAAAAAUAAUAUGAGAGGCUAAACUAAGCUAAACCAGGUAGCAACUGUCAAAGAAGUUAACCCAACCCAAACCUUCACAUAGAAUAUUAAGCUAUGGCUAUAGAUGUUUAAAAUUAAUGUUAGAAAUUUAAAAAAAAAAGUAACAAAGAAUUUUUACAGGAAUUCAACAGAAAUGUUAGAUUUUAAAUGUAUUUAUUUAAGUAAAAGCCAUGGAAAAACCACACUUGCCUCUAAUAGAGUAGUAGCAUCAUUAAAUCUCCAAAACACUAUACAUUUUUAUAAUAAUCAACGUAACUGUAUCAGACUGUAUUGUGGCAAUUUAGUUUUCAAAAUCAGAAGUGAAAAGACAUUGUUCCUUAGCAAUCGUCUACAAAUGUUCCAAUUUUAGAAUAUGAAUUUGAGAAUUGCCAUAACGUAUCAAACUAACUCACCGGUGCCUUCAACUACGUCUUUACAUUCAAAACCUUUAGCCAUUUCAGAGAGUCCCGAAUGAGGGUGGGAAUAUUUUUAUGAGAAAUUGUCUUAGCAGCAUCAAAAAAUUGCAUAUUUAUUUAUGCACAAAAAUAUAUGGAAUUGUAUGUUUUUAUAAAUAACUUUUGCAAAAGAAAAGAAAAAAAAAGAAAUGUGUCUAUAAUAUAUUCUGAGCAUUGAAAAAAGCAUAUUUAUUUGAAUGCACCAAAAAAGAAAGGAUUGUAUUUUUGUCUUUUGCGAUGUGACAUUUUGGACAAAGGUUGAAAAUGUUGAUCUAAUGUUUGUGUUGCACUGCUGUCUCGUGAAAAAAACAAACAAAAAAACUAAAUUUACGGUUAAAGCUGCACUCUGCAAAUUUUCCUGACCUGCUUGUCUCUACAGAGAUGUUAUCACUUUGCCUGGAAUGCCCCACAGUGUGGCAUUAAACAUCUCUAUCUUAUAUUCAAAUAUAGAUGUUUUUAUUGCAAAGAAAAUACCUUAAAAACAUGUAUUCUUAUCGUGGGUGAAUCACCUUUCACUCAGAUCUGACUUAAUGCCAUACAGUGGAACAUUCUAGGCAAAGCAGUAACAUCUCGGUGGAGACAAGCACGUGGCAGAUGAGGAAAGUUACACAGUGCACCUUUAGAAUGCAAAAAGAUUAAUAUUUUUGUAUUUUAUCACCAGAACUUAAACUUCAAACGUUCAAUCAAAUUCAAUUCUGUAAAUACAAAACUCUCCCAUAUAAUUUUUAAUACUGAAAUAAUAUUUGAUUUAAAAGCAAAAAAAAUCUAAAAUAUUCCAAAUGUAUUCAUAUUUUACAUAUAGCAAAUCAUUUACUAACCCCAAAAUAUGUAAAUUGGACACAUUUCAAAUUAUUGUCUAAGCCUACCAACUGCCAACUGAUAACUUAAGUUUAUAAUUAAAUGCCAAAACUUAAAGUGGAAUUAAACACUAAAUCCACUUUUUUCACUGCAAAACUGUGUGUAUGGUGUCUUAAUAGCAUUAUCUACUGCUCAUAGUCUUUUUUUGGGGCAAUUGUAGUGCAAACGUGUUUAAAAAACGCCUAAAUCUAAACUUGUGCUGCCUUCACUGGCCUCUGCAAUUUCAAGUACUAUAUGACAUCACACAGGACUGCCCUGAUCACAGCCAGGUAUUUCUGAUAACAAAUACGGCAGAGUAGGGCAGAGUUUGACAUUAGGUGUUUAGUUCCACUUUAAGACUAUAACUUAAGAUCUUGCAUGUAGGCUUGUAUUUACAAUCUCAUUUUUUAAUUUCAAAGAGACAGACGUUCGUGUAUUUAUUUGUGUUGUAGAAAGCUUGUACAUAUUAGUGAACGGGGACGCCAAGUUAAACCACUAUCGAUUUAAACAUUACCACUAUUCCCACUGACAAAUCAGCAAAAAUUACCCAAAAAUAGCCAUAGAAUCAUAUCGUUAUCAUAUUUUUGUUUUAAUUUACAUUUUUCUUUUUUCAUAUUGCCAAAACCAGUGAAAAUGGACCAAUGUACAUAAAUGAUGCCAAAUUACCGUGUUGUAAAUAGGGGCCUUGUUUUUGUAUUGUGAGAUUUUAACCUGUGGAAAUUAGAAACUAAAACUGGAAAAUUUGGGGUAAAAUUUUGGUUGGGUUUGGAAAAUUUGUUUGAGGGAGGGUUUUAAAAUUGUAAAGACGCCAAGACGACAAAAUGAUAAUUCUAGUUUAAAUGAAUGGAUAAUGAUUGGUUAUUCAAAUUUCAAUUCAGAGUAUUUCCCUAAUAUGAUUUAAAUGUGCACUGCUAUGACCAACAUUGACAGUGAAAAUGAUAAAAAAUGAAUGUAUUUUUUACUAGACAAAAUCUCUAAACUUAAAUAGUAAGCUAACCUCAAAUUCAAGAGAACCUGUUAUAAACCAGGCCUAAACCAAGACUAAAUCAGAACUAAAAAAGGUCUAAACCAAGCCUAAACCAGGACUAAAUCAGCACUAAACUAAGUCUAAACCAGGUAUAAACUAGGACUAUACCAGGACUUAACGAGGACUUAACCAUGAAGUAAUAGUAGUAGUAGUACUUUGAACAAUAUCCCGUCAGAAUAAACCAUUUACAUAUUGUCCAUUCAUUUAAAGCAGUUCUUGUUUUGUGGUCUUGGCCUUGUACAGUACUGCAUGUCUCUCAUAUAUCUCUGUAUCGUAGAAUAGACCGUAGAGUAGUAACAGCAAAAUAUUAAAAAAUGC
This is a messenger RNA of Periophthalmus magnuspinnatus, 4590 nucleotides long. RefSeq names its product cAMP responsive element binding protein 3-like 1 (gene creb3l1). The record is from RefSeq and is a predicted model, not a curated record. The transcript is spliced from 13 exons. Lineage: Eukaryota; Metazoa; Chordata; Actinopteri; Gobiiformes; Gobiidae. Gene Ontology annotation, molecular function: cAMP response element binding; DNA-binding transcription factor activity, RNA polymerase II-specific. The coding region runs from base 185 to 1570 and encodes 461 amino acids. Gene Ontology annotation, biological process: regulation of transcription by RNA polymerase II.